AUGCUCAAGAACUCAGCCGCGGCCAUCUGCUCAUCCACGUGCUCGGUGCCUUGCAGUCCAUGCCCAUCACCUGGUGCCUCGACACCACGAUUCCGCGCAAGAUUCCCGCCGGCACGACGCUUCCAACACCGUUCGCUGCCGAAACACCGGACAUCUGAGCCUUCCAGAUGCUACGCAACGAGGCCGCCGAAACCCGAUGACGCAGAUCCACCAUCGUGGCCGAGGUCGCCACACCCAACUCCAUACGAGAUAUUCGGCAUGCAGCGCGGCGCUCCGUACACAAAGCGGCGGUUCUACCAGCUCGUGAAGCUCUAUCACCCCGACACACGCGACGCGGACUCCCUGCCCGCCCCCUCGCAACAGCUCUCACACGCAGCCCGCCUCGAGAGAUACCACCUCGUCGUGGCGGCCAACGACCUCCUAAGCGACCCGAGCAAACGCCGCCUGUACGACCACCACGGCAUCGGCUGGACCGGCGGCCAGCGUGUUCCGGACCUCCGAGAAGCCGACAGGACAUGGCGACACCAGCCGGGGAAUGCCUCGCGCAAUGCCACCUGGGAGGACUGGGAACAGUGGCGCAACGAGCGCAACGGCAAGCCCAGCGAGCCCGUGUACAUGAGCAACGGGACCUUUGCCGCGCUCGUAGUGUGCAUGUGCAUGAUUGGGGCUCUGGCGCAAAUGAGCCGCGCCGAAGCCGCCGGCGAGCAGCACGUCGACUUUGCCCAGCAGAAGGACUGGGCCAUCGGGCAGAAGAUGCGUGAGAGCACCAUGGCGUCGGCGGGCAGGACAAAGGACGAGAGGGUCGACACCUUCUUGCGAGACAGGGAGAAUGUCUCCUUUGACUUUCGACCGGGGAAAUAUGACGCCCCUCCUUCGCGGGGAAGUAGAGAAGGAUGA
This is a messenger RNA of Metarhizium album ARSEF 1941, 897 nucleotides long. Its product is annotated as Heat shock protein DnaJ. The coding region runs from base 1 to 897 and encodes 298 amino acids. The record is from RefSeq and is a predicted model, not a curated record. The transcript has a single exon. NCBI's taxonomy places the organism in Eukaryota, Fungi, Ascomycota, Sordariomycetes, Hypocreales, Clavicipitaceae.